AUGUCGGAACUUGAUGAUCGCUUCGUCCACAAGGGAUUCUGGAUCAAUUGGAGCCAGGGACCGGUAAUGGGACGAACCAUUACUACUGAUGCGCAGACAGGAAACACCGUCGUUGCCAUUCUCACGGUGCUCGUUACUGUUGCUUCUGGACAACUAUGGAACCUUAUCACAUUUCUCUACCACCAAAGCCGUGCGACUAGCAAAAGUGCCGAUGGUCUUUUCUGGCAGCAACAAGCUUUGAUGCGGACGAUGCCAGCUCCUGCAGCGAUGUUGACUGACACUAUUAAACUUUAUUGGACAUGGAAACAAACUUCUGACCGGGCCUUCCUUCGCUGCCUCCCACAAGUAGUAUUCUCCGUAUGCUUCAUCGCCAUAGCUAUUAUCAGCGGAUUGUUCUCCUCAUAUGUGGUUGAUACUUCCAAUCUCGAGGUUUUGAUCAACAGCCCUUACUGCGGUCAACUCAACUACACAACAUUAUACAUGUACCAACAAUCGACAAACAGUCUAUUCGCGAACCUCUUUCCGGCAAUGGAGACAUACGCUCGCGAAUGCUACCAAAAUAAGACGAAGUUACCGGCACGUUGCCAAAACAUUUUCAUUCGGCCGAACGUGUCAUUCACCGCGAAUCCCGUUGCCUGUCCCUGGGAGAAAUCGAUGUGUCUAGAUUACACAAGUCUCCCCGCCAUCGAGAUGGAUUCGGGCUAUGUCGACUUCAAGAAACACCUUGGUUACAACUUGCGAGACAAGGACAAUGUCCAGCUUCGCAAGAAGACUACUUGUAACGUUCUUCCACUGGAUGGACAUAAUCAAGUGAGAAAUGCCUCGGCAUGGAAGAACAGAUUCGCGAAGAAGCAAGAACCCGACCAGAAGAUUAUCGCAUACCAGUACGGUAAUUGGACAGCAAUGACGCCGGAAGAGCUCCCGGGAGACAGUUUUCUUCUUCCUUUGCGGGUGACAGGCUAUCUGACAGAAGGACUCAUUUCAUAUGCAAUGGCAGACCCGGGCAUUCCGGGCUUUGUCCCUAUUGUUCCAUUGAGACGCAGCGAUGCUGAUGUAGCAUUGAUGGCAGUGCGUAUGAAUCAGGUGACAUACGCAACUCCAGUGGAUGAUCCACUGUUCUCGGCUCAUCGAAACCUCUCAUAUCCAAGCCUGUCACCCGACAGAGAGACUGAAGUGUGGUAUGAGGCAGAUCAGGCCAGCAGCUUUGUUGGAUGCGCGGAACAGUAUCAAUUCUGUGUCGGUUCGUCAGGUGAAAGUGGCAGGUGCACCGAACUCAGUGGUCUUCCUGGCGAUUUCUCGCCUGGCGGCAUCCUGAAUCCCAACGAUGUGCAGCUCACACUCUUGAAUCUUCUACGGUCUGUUCUGACUCUGAAUGACGUCUCACUUGGCACUGCAGUAGAGAUUCUCCAAGCGAAGAGCAUGGAGAGCAACGGUCGGUUUAUGGGGCUCCCUGAGGAUCAGUGGAUCAAGGAGAUUGUUGGCUGGAAUGCUUUUGCAUGGUCGGGUAUCCAGACACUGUUGACAGAUUAUGCUGUCGGCUUGAAGAUGCGCGAUGAAGAAAAUGCAGACAUUUACGUCGACAAACCCACCACUCCCGCCGGCAAACAGCUCUGCCAAUCCGUCAAGAUGAAGAAAUCCGGUGGCUUCGCAAACAUCAAUGUCUUUGGGUUGGCAUUCAUCGUAACAGUAACCGUCACUGUGACUGCAUUCAACAUGAUGGUCUUGCGCGUCUUCAUCUUCCUCAGUCGUUUCCGCCGAGCUCUUGCUCCACGCAUCGAUCAUUGGGUGCAAGAUGGCAUAUUCCAACUCCAGCGUCGAGCAUUUCAAUCGGAGGGUCAAGGAUCAUGGUUAGGAUCCGAAAAGGAGAUACCGCACACGACCAAGAGCGAACACCUUGCUAAGCUACCCAAUGGAUCAACCGCAACGAUAGCGAUUGAUGCAGAGUCGCCAAAACCAACACCUUCCUCGACGUUCAGCGACAUGACCAAGACUGAAACCAACGUAGCAAAGACAGAAGUGACUUCUGAAUCCAAGUCCAUUAGAGAAUAA
Aaosphaeria arxii CBS 175.79 is the source of this 2049-nucleotide messenger RNA. RefSeq lists its product as uncharacterized. The record is from RefSeq and is a predicted model, not a curated record. Bases 1 to 2049 code for a protein of 682 amino acids. The transcript is spliced from 2 exons. Lineage: Eukaryota; Fungi; Ascomycota; Dothideomycetes; Pleosporales.